Parascedosporium putredinis is the source of this 738-nucleotide messenger RNA. The record is from the annotation of a GenBank genome assembly. Lineage: Eukaryota; Fungi; Ascomycota; Sordariomycetes; Microascales; Microascaceae.
AUGCCUUUAGAGAUUUAUCUGACAAGCAGCAAAUUCUACCCGGGUGCGCCUGAAAAGAAUACGAAGGAUAUGCUUCUCGAAGCACUAGCCGCUUGGAAGCAGAGAGACGUCAAGGACCCGAUUAAACAUAUACUUCUAUCUACAGUGAUUGAGAAGUUUCGCAAAAUGACCGUGGAGCUCCAUGAGGAAAACUUUCUCGAAGGUCUGCCCUUCUGUCUAACCCACCCUGAUCUCGCCCCUCGCAACCUCCUCGUCAGCGAUCGGGAGAAGUCCAGCCUCUCUGGUAUCUUAGAUUGGGAUGGCGCUACGUUCGCUCCUAUUUUCAUGGCCUGCGAGCCUCCUUACUGGCUUUGGGCUUACGAAGAAGAGAUGGACGAAGAUAUGGAAGAAUUGAUCGAGUGGGAGAAGCAAGUUCAGUAUCGAGAAGCUAAUCUUAAGUGUCAUGGAAUGAAGCUGAAGAAGCUCUUCGAUAAAGCUGCGGGUCAAGAGUACCAACGAUUCGCAUAUGCACCGCAAUAUGUUCUUGCUAGGCGGCUCGUCCGAUUUAUCCUUGAGGGUAUGAGGUCAAAUGAGGAUUUUCAGGAAGCGCAGGAGAUGCUCAUCGAAUGGGGUCGGAUAAGGCAGGAAAAGCCCACGUACAUAUCGCCGCCAGAGGAACAACCGGCGAGAUCAUGGAGAAACAUCAUAAGCAACCUCGGGCGAAGACUGAAGUUAGCUAAAAACUGGGGGAAUAAGUAA